This is a messenger RNA of Malaya genurostris, 2332 nucleotides long. RefSeq lists its product as uncharacterized. The coding region runs from base 128 to 2098 and encodes 656 amino acids. The record is from RefSeq and is a predicted model, not a curated record. NCBI's taxonomy places the organism in Eukaryota, Metazoa, Arthropoda, Insecta, Diptera, Culicidae. The transcript is spliced from 3 exons.
UUUGCCUGCGCAAAACGCUGAAAAGAAACGGUUUUUUGCAGGUACAUAGAACGUAUAGUAACGAUUUGUGCUGUACCAGGCCAGAAAUUAGAAUCAACUUUGUCUUAAUUUUCAUUUUAUCGACGUAAUGUCUAACGACAGUACUAGUGGUGAUGAUUCGGAAGUGUACUUCGGAACACCAACGAUCAAAGAAAUGAAGCGGUAUUUCAGAAAAUUACAAAAUCGUGCAUUCAACCAGUCGGAUAUUAUGCCGGAAACAACCGAUGAAUCAUCCUCUGAAUUGGACGAGAGUUUUCAUGUUAUGAUUGAACGAAAACGGCAAGAACUUCUCAAAUGUAAAGAAAAUAAAACAAAACUUGAAGAGAAUUCAUUUUCUGCAUCCCAAGUUUCCGGUUGCGGCGAUACCAAUUCAGUGUUUGUUGGUGAUGAUUCUACGUUUAUAGAACAGGAUUCAAUGUUCAAAACAACCGAUGAGAGUUUCGAAGCAAUGGAAAAACUUUGCUCAAUGGACCAAAGUAAGAUUGGGUGCAACCAAGAUCAGAUUCAGAAAGAAGAAGAAGCUAUACGACGAAUUCUAGAAGUUGGACUAAAUGAAAAUGCAAUUAAAGAUGUUCAACAGAAGAAGGGCAACGUUUCAAUGUGUCUUGGUGAUGUCACUCAACUAGAAGACAUUGAAGAACCAUCGUGUAUGUGGGAUCAGUCAAUCUUGCCAGGUGGAUCUGGGACAACAAAGGCUCUUUCACCUAUGAAACGAGUUCAUAUGCUCAGACCAUCUACUAUCCUGGAAGAACAAACAAUUAAUGAGAGUAGUGUAAGCAACAACUCUAAGAAUACAUCACUGGAUAGCUACAUUACUGCGAAACAAACAUGGAAUGGAAGUGAGAAUUGUUCAAUAGUUACUGGCAGUGAAGUGUAUCGCACAGCUGAUGAAGGAAGUGACAGAAAAUCUGAUGUCAAUAGUACAGGUGAUUCAGCCAUCGGCUUUGAUGCAACGGCCAACAAAACAAGCAUAGAGAAGAGCGUUACUAAUGCGAACGCGGUUGUUUCUCAAGAGAGUGAUUACGAAGAAGAUCAUGACGUAAUUAUCUUGAGUUCCAGCGAAAGCGAAGAAGAUGAUGAUACUCCAGUUGAGAAUUACAUGUUGGAAGAAGACGCGCACUUGGAUACAGGAACCACGUUCAACAAUAGUGGCAGUUUGCAGGAGAACUCUCUCUGUAGAGAUGAUGGGGACAUUGUUGAAGAUUCCUGUUCACCUUUAUUAGAUGCAAUCCCGGAUCAUUUUAACGAUACUUUAGAAGAAAUGGAAUUUAUGAUGCGUCAGGGUAUGAAAAUCAUGCAACAGCAGAAAGCUCAAAAACAACAGGAACACGAAAGACAGGCAAACGGCAGUUCGAAUUCAUCCAGCGUUCAAAAAUCUCGUACCGUUCCUCACAUAAGUCCGUUUACUCCUGCUAGCCCUAAACAGUAUCUUAAACCAAUACAGUCUAACACGUCCAACUGUAAACAAACUCUUUUUUCUCAUAGCGCAAACAAGCUCUAUUCGACCCAAAAACCAAGUUCCGCACCGUCCUCUGGUUCCAACAGCUGUGGCAAUUUUAAGAAACCAGUCAGUCGAUUUCCACUACCGAAAUCAGCUAAAAAGUUCGAUCACAUCGUAUCACCUAUUGGAGCUUAUAUUAAUCGUACACCGCAAACGGCGCUACAGUCUCGUAUCUUCUGUCCAAAUCAAAAUUUGAUUGAUGUGUUGCACAGCAAAGUAGAAAAUCGAGAAAGUGCGAUGAAUACAAAGGAAAACUUCUACCAACCCGAGGUGGAUCCAGCAACCUACAGUUCAUCUUUGCCGCGGAAGGGUGUUGUAAGUUCCCGUGGUGCACAUGUUUUAGAUGAACGACAUACCGUGAGAAUCCCUGGUGGAGAAAAGAUGCACAAAUUAUUGAAUAAUUCGCCGACGAUGGUUAUUCGACAUGAAGGAAGACUGAAAUAUCAACGGGAAAUGCAGUUGACGGACGAUAGUGUGGCGGACGAUAGCAUGGCAGAUCUGUCGGUGGCAUCUGGGGAUGUUUCAGUACGUGUGCUGAAGGAUGUUAGACGCUUCUAACCUAACAGCUUGGCGAGUAGGUAACGUAUGUUCGAUGUAGUCAUGUUAAUGUCGGCGUUGAAAUGCUAUUGCCGAAGGCAAGUUUUUAAUCUGGAUAUUUUACUUCAAUGCGAAUCGUAUGGAUUUUCUAGGUUAUUGAAGUGUUUUUACCUGUAAUAUUAUAAAAUAAUCAGUCGUUCUUGUAAUUCAAAAAAAUAUAUGUAAAAAGAGAACAAAUGAGUUAAAGGAGAUAAA